GUUUAAUGUUCCUUCAUUUUCUUUGUUGAUUUUAUGCAUGAAAAGUGAACUUAUUUAGAUUAAUUUUCGAAGAUCAAAUGUAAAUGAGAUAAAUUGACCAUUGAAAAAAUAAAAAAAAAAUCGUAAAAUACGUGAAGUUUUGCGAAAAUUAAUAUAACCUCAAUUAUUAUAAAUUAACAUAAUUAAUUAAAUUUAAGCUAAUUCAUGGGAACUUUUAUAUUUUGAUGUUAUUUCGGUUUAAAUAAAUUUAACUGAAUUUAAACAUGGGUAUUUUAGAGAAAAUAUCAGAAAUUGAAAAGGAAAUUGCUCGAACUCAAAAAAAUAAAGCAACUGAGUAUCAUCUUGGUCUCUUGAAAGCAAAACUCGCCAAGUAUAGAUCACAAUUAUUGGAGCCUUCAAAAAAAUCUGAAAAAGGUGAAGGCUUCGAUGUUUUAAAAUCUGGAGAUGCUAGAGUAGCACUUAUUGGUUUUCCUUCUGUGGGAAAGUCUACUCUAUUAAGCACUUUAACUCAUACACAAUCAGAAGCAGCUUCUUACGAGUUUACAACCCUUACUUGUAUUCCUGGGGUUAUUGAAUAUAAAGGUGCUAACAUACAGCUGUUAGAUUUGCCUGGUAUUAUUGAAGGUGCUGCUCAGGGCAAAGGUAGAGGACGUCAAGUAAUAGCAGUUGCAAGAACAGCUGAUUUGGUAUUAAUGAUGUUAGAUGCUACAAAACAAGACGUUCAGAGGCACCUUUUAGAAAAGGAAUUGGAGUCUGUAGGCAUUAGGCUCAAUAAACAAAAACCAAACAUUUAUUUCAAGAUAAAGAAAGGAGGUGGUUUAUCGUUCAAUUCUACAUGCCCAUUAACUAAAGUUGAUGAGAAAUUAGUUCAAAUGAUCCUCCAUGAAUAUAAAAUAUUUAAUGCUGAAGUUUUAUUCAGAGAAGAUUGUAGUGCUGAUGAAUUAAUUGAUGUCAUCAAUGCUAAUCGAGUUUAUCUACCAUGCCUUUAUGUUUAUAAUAAAAUCGAUCAAAUUUCUAUUGAAGAAGUAGAUAGAAUUGCACGGCAGCCUAACAGUGUUGUAGUUAGUUGUAAUAUGAAAUUGAACUUGGAUUUCUUAUUAGAAACACUUUGGGAAUAUCUAUCUUUAAUUAGAGUUUACACGAAGAAACCUGGCCAACCUCCAGACUUUGGGGAUGGUUUAAUUCUUCGUAAAGGAGUAACUGUGGAGCAUGUGUGUCAUGCCAUUCAUCGUAGUCUCGUUGCUCAAUUUAAAUACGCCCUUGUUUGGGGCACGAGUACCAAGUAUUCACCGCAAAGGGUAGGAAUACAGCAUAUAAUGCACGAUGAGGAUGUUAUUCAAAUUGUUAAAAAAUAAACUAAGCUUAAUAAAAACAAAGAAAUAAUUCUUCAA
Molecule: messenger RNA, 1391 nt
Organism: Chelonus insularis
Lineage: Eukaryota; Metazoa; Arthropoda; Insecta; Hymenoptera; Braconidae
Product: developmentally-regulated GTP-binding protein 2
Exons: 5
Coding region: 264-1355 (363 amino acids)
Biological process (GO): cytoplasmic translation
Cellular component (GO): cytoplasm
Molecular function (GO): GTPase activity; GTP binding
Source: RefSeq, a predicted model, not a curated record